Molecule: messenger RNA, 528 nt
Organism: Penicillium brevicompactum
Lineage: Eukaryota; Fungi; Ascomycota; Eurotiomycetes; Eurotiales; Aspergillaceae
Exons: 2
Coding region: 1-528 (175 amino acids)
Source: RefSeq, a predicted model, not a curated record
AUGUACGACUCUUAUCGCCCACACCCUCUUCUCGCCCAGGUCCCGCUCACGGUCUCACCCUUCAUCAACCUCCCCACCUCAGUCACAUUACCCUACACAUAUAAAUCCGUCACUUCGAUUCUCCCGCCCUCAGUAACGGUCGACCCUAGCAAUCCCGAUGGCAAAGCUCGUUAUGUCGUCUCCUCGAGUGGUGAGCAUGCAGCUCAUCCAGACGAUAUCCUAGCCGCGUGUCACUCCCUCGAAACGCACCUGAACAAGACCCGCAGCGAUGCCGACCAGGCAAUUGAAGCUUGGAAAGAGUCAAUAAAACAGCGCGAGCUUGCUGAAAAGAGACGCUUGGCUCCUGGGUGGCUGGACCGCGAGGAGAAACUACUCCAGCCCAGUCGUGCCACUAUGUCUCCCGGUGCCCAGCAGAGUCUCUUGGAUAGCUCGUCUCCCGACCAAAACGCGUCGCAAAUGCCUGCCAUUCAGCCGCAUGAUGAGGGGGAGGAGUUGGAUAGGGCUUUUGGUGGACUUGGUGUGAAAUGA